Messenger RNA from Oncorhynchus keta (chum salmon), 1882 nucleotides. RefSeq names its product succinate receptor 1-like. The transcript has 2 exons. Gene Ontology annotation, molecular function: G protein-coupled receptor activity. Gene Ontology annotation, cellular component: plasma membrane. NCBI's taxonomy places the organism in Eukaryota, Metazoa, Chordata, Actinopteri, Salmoniformes, Salmonidae. The coding region runs from base 676 to 1614 and encodes 312 amino acids. Gene Ontology annotation, biological process: G protein-coupled receptor signaling pathway. The record is from RefSeq and is a predicted model, not a curated record.
UGGUGGCUGGCCCGCUCCAGCAGUCUAAGGUGCGGGAGGUUCCUCUGCCACUUCUGGACAUCGAGGGGGUUCCCGCAUAUACGUUGCAGGCCAUCAUGCACUCUAGGCGUCGGGCGAGGGGCCUUCAGUACCUCGUGGAGUGGGACUGUCCGGAGGAGAGAUGCUGGGUGCCGGUGGAGGACAUACUGGACCCUUCCCUACUACAGAAAUACCACCCAGAUCGCCCUGCGCAUCGUCCUCCGGGUCGUCCCCGAGGCCAGUGUCGACGCGCUGCUGGAGGCAUGCGUCAGUGGGGGGAUAUUGUCACGACUUCCGCCGAAGUUGGUGCCUCUCCUUGUUCGGGUGGCGUUUGGCGCUCGUUGUCACCGGCUUUAUAGCUUCCACCGAUCCAUGUUUCUGUUUUCCAUUUGUUAUGUCUUGAGUGAACACACCUGGUUCUCAUUAAGUUAUUCUUAUUUCCCUAUUUAACCCUCUGGUUCUCAGUAUGUGUGGUGCGUGAUUGUUCCUGUUAUGUUUAGUCUUGCGUGUUAGGAUUUGUUAUCACUACGUGGAUUUAUUCUACUGAGUAACGUACGUUAUUUUACUCAUUUCUGUUUCCUGCGCUUGACUCCGUCCUCACCUAUACACCACUGACGCUGCCAGUCGGGUCUCAAUUUCCAGGUGUAUAACUGUACAAUGCUAGAUGACUUCCUGUUGAAGAACUACCUGACUCCCGCCUAUGCCCUGGAGUUUGCCCUGGGUUUCCCCAGCAACCUUCUGGUGGUUCUGGGUUACGUGUUCUGCCUGCCAGAGUGGAAGAGCACUAAUGUUUACCUGUUCAACCUCGCUGUCUCUGAUCUCCUCUUUCUAUGCACGCUGCCAUACCUCUCCUACCUGUACGCCAACGCCAAAUCAGAAUACAGCGGCUUCGGCUGCAUCAUCAACCGCUAUAUCCUCCAUACCAACCUCUACUCCUCCAUCCUUUUCAUGGUGUGGGUCAGCAUGGACCGCUUCCUGCUCGUACGACACCCAUCACGACUUCACUUCCUGUUGACCAAGAAGUCGGCCCUCUGCUUGUCUCUCAUGACCUGGGUGGCAGUUAACAUGCAGGUGGCCCCCCUAAUAUUCUACAUGGUCCAGGACAUGCAGAAAGGGAACUGGAGUUUAUGUAAGGACUUUGGGAGCCUGGGGGUUAUGGAGAACUUGCUGGGAUACAGCCUGGGCCUGACGGUGACUGGCUACCUGCUGCCUCUGCUGGGGCUUGGCUUCUUCAGCUACCACAUCAACCGGCUUCUCCGUGUCCAGGCAGAAGUGAUUCAGGGCACGGGGACAUCGUUCCGCAAGCCCGUACGGGUGGUCUCUGCUGUAGCGACCAUGUUUCUGGUACUGUAUCUGCCCUAUCAUUUGAUGAGGAAUGUGAGGAUAGCAUCGCGGCAUCCCUGGGCAGGGCUGUCUGACUGCCACAAGAUAUAUAUACAGAGUGCAUACAUCCUGACCAGGCCGGUGGCAUUCGUCCAUAGUGUUAUUAACCCUGUGUUCUACUUCUUCAUGGGAGACAAGUUCAGAGAGCUCCUAUUGGCCAAGAUCAGAGUCCUAGUGAGACAGCUAGAACAGAGGACAGAGACCUCAAUGUGAGAUCCUGUUGAACACUCACUCACACAUACAAACCAACACACGGGAAAAUAUCAUGGUAUGUUUGAAAUAUUAUUCAAGUAGGCAUAUGUAACCAAUGUUGUGAUGUCCCGAUCUGCAGGGGAGGGGUGGAACCAGCCACGCUAAGCAUUUUUAUGUCUACUAUAUAAGACCUGAGCAUUUCUUGUAUUAUUGGGUUCACUACAAGUCAACUACGAUUGGUCCUUGACCAGCUCCAUUAUUGCAAUUCUUGAUAAUAAAUAUUGAUUGU